AUGGGCCGCGGGUUUUACGGUGGUUCUCGUGGAAGUCGGGGCGGGUUUAGAGGAGGUCGAGGAACAGGCAGUCGGAGUUUUGAACAAGAACCGUUGGAAGCUAUUGAAUUAGUUGGGGAGGUGUCUCAUACGUGCCAAAGAGAUCUUGUAUGCAAAUUGCUGAAUGAAGGAGUGCCUUUUUUUAACGCUCCUAUAUAUCUGGAAAACAAGCAAGAAAUAGGGAAAGUUGAGGAGAUAUUUGGACCUAUUAAGAAAAGCUUAUUUUCGGUCAAAUUAUCUGAUAAUCUCAACACUGAAUCUUUCAAAGAAGGUCAAAAGAUGUAUAUUAACAAAUUCAAGCUACUCACAAUGGAACGAAUUAUGAGCUUCAACGCACCUAAAGGUUAG
Hydatigera taeniaeformis is the source of this 387-nucleotide messenger RNA. Lineage: Eukaryota; Metazoa; Platyhelminthes; Cestoda; Cyclophyllidea; Taeniidae. The record is from the annotation of a GenBank genome assembly.